UGUCAUUUGCCAUCAAACGAGAGUGCCGGUUGGUUUAUUUGAGUGCGUAUUUGGUUAUAUUAAAACAUAAGAAUUAAUUGAUUUUUUAUAUCAUAAACUCUACCUAAAUUACAUUCAAACAUGCUAGCGAAAAAGUUAUUCACUCUAGUGUUCAUAAAUAAGGAAGAUCAGAUAUUAUUGGGACUAAAGAAGCGAGGUUUCGGCAUAAACAAAUGGAAUGGUUUCGGCGGGAAAGUGGAGCCCAACGAAACUAUAUUGGAAGCUGCGGCGAGAGAAUUACAUGAGGAAUGUUGUGUAAGCGUUAAACCUAGUGACUUGAAGAAUAUUGCUCAUCUAGAAUUCACUUUUGAAGGACAGCCUACCUUAAUGGACGUGCGAGUCUUUUCCACGAGUUUGUUUGAGGGAAAUCCUAAGGAAACUGAAGAAAUGCUGCCCAAAUGGUUCAAAAAUAAUGAAGUUCCCUUCGACGAUAUGUGGCCUGACGACAGGAUAUGGUUCCCCUACAUGCUACAGGGCAAAAAGUUCUUUGGUAAAUUCCACUACGAAGGUUUUGAUAAAAUUCUCAAUUAUAAAAUCGAGGAGAUUGAUUGUAUGAAAGCAUUUUACGAGAACAGGAAAUUAACAUAA
Spodoptera exigua (beet armyworm) is the source of this 627-nucleotide messenger RNA. The record is from the annotation of a GenBank genome assembly. NCBI's taxonomy places the organism in Eukaryota, Metazoa, Arthropoda, Insecta, Lepidoptera, Noctuidae.